This is a messenger RNA of Cyclopterus lumpus (lumpfish), 3943 nucleotides long. It is a transcript of the gene fkbp15b, whose product is annotated as FKBP prolyl isomerase 15b. Gene Ontology annotation, cellular component: growth cone. The record is from RefSeq and is a predicted model, not a curated record. Gene Ontology annotation, molecular function: peptidyl-prolyl cis-trans isomerase activity. NCBI's taxonomy places the organism in Eukaryota, Metazoa, Chordata, Actinopteri, Perciformes, Cyclopteridae.
AACUGAAUUCGGAUCAGGUGGAAAGUCAGCUGAUUCCAGUACUCACAGGAAGAGGAAGUCCUAUUUCAACAAACUAGUCAUGUAUAAACAGCUAACUCAUUUUUGCCCUUGUUUUAUGAACUAAAAAAAGACGCCGAAGAUGUUCGGGGGAGACGAUGAAGAGGGGGACUUCUUGUCUCCCACCGGAGGGGCCAAGUUGGCCUCCCUGUUUGGACUACACCAGGAAGGCAGUCAGGGGAACGAGUCCUUCCAGUACACAGCACCGAAACAGCCCAGAAAGAGCUCCAAUUCAGUGCCAGCCAAUCAGAAGCCAGCUCCAGCACCUGCAGCUCCUGCAGUGUUAUUUGCCACAGCAGUCCAAACCUUCAGAUAUAUUAACGGGCAGUAUGUGAAGCAGGGGAAGUUGGGAGCAGCCGUACUGGGCAACCACACAACAAAAGAGUACAAGCUGCUUCUGUACUUGAGCCAACAGAAACAAGUGGCCGCUGCCAAGAUUCAUGUGGGCUUUGUUUUCACGGUACAGCCAAACAAUUACUGCACCUUCUAUGAUGAGCAGAGGCAGAACUGGUCCCUGAUGUUUGAAUCAGAGAAGGCUUUAUGGGACUUCUGCAAAGAGGUGUGUUUGGCGAAAGCGAACACCGAAGUCUCCUUAGAUGCUGUGGUGGUUCAGGAUCUGAGUCUUGGUGAGGGCCAGGCAGUGGAGAAUGGAGACUCAGUGGAGGUGGUGUACACAGGCUGGCUCCUGCAGAACCACGCCAUCGGACAGAUGUUUGACUCCAACCAGAACAAGGACAAGUUGCUACGCCUGAAAGUUGGAGCUGGAAAAGUGAUCAAAGGCUGGGAGGAAGGGAUGCUUGGGUUGAAGAAGGCAGGCCGUCGCCUCGUUGUCAUCCCAGCCAACCAAGCUUACGGAUCCAAGGGAGUCCCCAACCGAGUCCCGGCUAACAGCACUCUUGUUUUUGAAACGGAGCUUCGACGGGUGAAAUUUUGCACGGACAAUGGGUCUGUUAGUGGUAGUGCCAGCUCCAGAGACUCUGCUGCUCCCUCCCCGAUUCCUUCCCCGGCCCCCAGUGUGGAGAAUCUUGCCCCAGAGCCCCCAGUACAGACGACCGCCACCGGUCCCGGUAGACCAGGAGAACCACCACUUCGUGCAAAGUCAAACUCACUCAGUGAACAGUUGACAAAUCCAGACGCCACAAAGGCCAAGCUGAUCUCUCGCAUGGCAAAGAUGGGCCAGCCCAUGUUGCCCUUUCUGACAGGAGUGGCCAGCCAGCCCGAAUCCAGUGAUUCUGAGCUCGAGGACACCAGUGGCAGCCGAGCAAAGGACCGGCCUGCAGCUCCAUCUCCAGUGCAGCUCUCCACUGCUGCACACGUAUAUCCUUAUCCUCACACUGCUGCACCUUCUGCCUUACUUCCUUUUAUGACCACUGUUGCCCCACAGCCUGGGCUGUCAAGCAGCAGCCAUGCCUUUCAGCCUUACUCCUACACACAGAGCUCUGCGGCUCCAUCUCAGCUGCAGCCUGUUGGGCAGGUCUACCCUGCACAAACCAUCCCAUACAUGGGCUCCAGUGAUGUGACGUCCUUCUUGAUGACUGAAGCCCGACAACACAACACAGAGAUCCGGUUAGCUGUCGGGAAAGUAGCAGAUAAAGUUGAUCAACUGACCUCAAAGAUGGAUGACCUUCAAAGGCAGGGGAGUCUCUCCAUGGCUGUUCCUAGUAUGUCAAUGGAAACCUCCAUGAUCAUGCACAACAUCCAAAGAAUUGUCCAGGAAAAUGAAUGUUUAAAGAAGGAAGUCUUUGAGAAAAGUUCUCGCAUUGAGGAGCAAAACCGUAAAAUCGGGGAGCUCAUCAACCAGAACCAGAGGUAUGUGGAGCAGAGUAACCUGCUGCUGGAACAGAGGAACGACUCCCUCAAGUCCACCAGUGAACACAACCAGGCCAGAUUACUGCAGGUUGAGCAGGACAAGGUCCGUCUGACAGAGGACCUGGCUUCGUCCUUGGCCCAGCUGUCUCAGCUGCAUCUAGAAGCUACAGAUCAGCAGCAGAAGGCAUUGGUGCUGCAGAGUCAACUGAGCUCAGCGCAGCAGGGCAGCGAGAGGCAUUGCCAACGCAUCGCUGCCCUGGAAGCACAGCUGGAAGAGCUGAAGGAGGCAGCAGAAAGGACUCAGGCUCAGUACCGCUCAGAGAAGCAAAGACGCAAAGAGAUGGAGCUGAGAGGCAACAACAUGGAGGAGGAAGUGCAGGACCUGAAGGCUGAUAAAGAGAGCCUAGAACGAACUUUUUCAGAGAGGAAGAACAAGUGGCAGACUGAGCGUCAGCGUCGGGAUGAGGAGGUGGAGGAGCUCCGUAAGAGCAGCCAGCAGGAGGUGGACAACCUUCGCACUCAACUCCGCAAUGCCAGGACCAGCACCGACAGCGCUGCAUCUGAACAGGUGGCGUUUGUUCCAGCCGAGACUGAGGAGGAGUGGAAGGGGAAGUGUGAGCAGAUGUUGGCCUCUGCUAAAGAGCAGCCACAUUCGACGCUGACUGAGCUGACGGAGCACAGGGAUGCUCUGCAGGACCAGCUAACCCAGCUACAGGAGAAGUUUACAGUUCUGAAGCAGUCCAGAGAUUUAGAAGAACAGACUUUGCUCCAACGCCAAGGGGAGACUGAAGAGCUGCAAGUCCUUCAGCAAAAAUACACAGCCUUGGAGCAUCAAGGAGUAGCAGUAAGGGAGAAACUGGACAGAAGAGUGGCUGAACUGGAGAAGAAGCUGGUAGAGGAAGAGAGCUCAGGAGACACUUCAGCAGAGGUGAAGCGUGUGAUGAACGGAGUGUUUCAUUCUCUGCGAGGGGAGUUUGACCUCGGUGAGUCUUACAGUGGCCAAGCAGUGCUGGGGGUGAUUGUCACGACUAUUAAGAAUGUAACCCUGCAGCUGCUGGGUGGCACAGACGGAGCUUCACUGGGACAGAGUGAGGAGGAAGAGGAGGAAGAAGAAGAAAAUGAUGAUGUGAAACAAAGACAGGGGACCGUACAGAAUGUACAUGUGAACGGUGAAGGAGAAGUCAGAGAAGAAAAAGAUAUUGAGGCCGAUUCAGAUUCUCGCCAAGUCAUUGAGAUCCAGAUGGAUCCGGAAGUAGCAGCAGAGAAGGAGACGGAGACAGUGACUGGGUCAAAGACACAAAGCCAGGCAGAAGCAUUAGAGGCCGCAGAACCGAGACAGCAAGAGACAGAAGAGUCGGAAGUAGAGCAGGAGACGGCAGUACACCCUGUUCCUGAAAUCUCUACGGAGGGGAAACACAGCGAGAAGUCUGCAGAUCUCGAUGAUGAACCUGAGGAGAGUUCACCACCUGAGGAUGGACAGGAAACUGUGUCAGAAAUGUAUUGUGAGCCUGUAGGAGAAAUGCAUGGGGCUUCUGAGAAAGCCUUUGGACCCCCAGCCAACCCACCUCCACCGCCAAACAGCUCAAGAGAGGACACAAGUCUGACUGGGAGAAUGGGUGAGGAAAAUGGAGAGGAGCCAUUUUUCCAGAACACAACUCCUGCCAAACCCCCUGCAGCACCCACCGAGGAGGAAGAGGAGGAUGAGAUGAGCUUGAAGGGGCGUCCCCCCCCCUGCCCUCUCUUCGGUGACGAUGAGGAAGAUAAAGAUAUGGACUGGCUGAACUGAUAUCAUACAAGUCUGCCUCCAACACUGAAAAAGGCACGAGGUGCUUCAACAGCUGUCUCUGUGUAGAGGAGCGGUCCGACAGACACAGCUACGAGUCCAUUAAUUAUGUGAUAUCCGUUGGUGAUGUAUUUCAAUCCCAAUUCUUUUACAUUGAACUGUAGCAGAUUAGUCUGUUGAUUCAGCAGAAAUCAUGUGGUUUUAAUUAUUAGCUUGCUGCUUUAAGAAUAGAACUUUUACACACUUUUGCUAACCUGAAAUUCCUUCCAUAAAAUAAAUGACACGUAAAUUGUG